AGAAGAACUGAAAACUAUUUUCAUAUGAGAAUAGUUGGAUAUAAGUUCAAUUGAAGUGGUGAUGACAAAACAAUAAGUCAGAAAUCAGUGGCACGCCUUUUGGUUAGCAAAUUGAGGUCAAUAAAAACUAACGAGUUCCCGCCGCCAUGAAAUUACUGGUACCGUUGGCCCUGGUGGCCGCGUUGGCCGUACUAUCGUACGCUGCCGAAGAGAAGAAGGAACAAGACUACGGAACCGUCGUCGGUAUCGAUUUGGGUACCACGUACUCCUGCGUCGGUGUAUACAAGAAUGGCCGCGUGGAAAUCAUUGCCAAUGACCAGGGUAACCGUAUCACCCCGUCGUACGUGGCAUUCACGGCCGAUGGUGAGCGAUUGAUUGGCGAUGCAGCCAAGAACCAGCUGACUACCAAUCCGGAAAACACCGUGUUCGACGCCAAGCGGUUGAUCGGACGUGAGUUCACCGAUACGACAGUUCAGCACGACAUCAAGCUGCUUCCGUUUAAGGUGAUCGAGAAGAACACUAAGCCACACAUCAAGGUUUCCACCGGUCAGGGAGACAAAGUGUUCGCUCCGGAGGAAAUUUCCGCUAUGGUUUUGGGCAAGAUGAAGGAAACCGCCGAAGCUUACCUGGGCAAGAAAGUCACUCACGCUGUCGUUACUGUACCUGCUUACUUCAACGAUGCUCAGCGCCAGGCCACCAAAGAUGCUGGUGUUAUUGCCGGUUUGAAUGUGAUGCGUAUCAUCAACGAACCCACGGCUGCGGCUAUUGCGUAUGGUCUAGAUAAGAAAGACGGCGAAAAGAACGUGCUGGUAUUCGAUUUGGGAGGCGGUACCUUCGAUGUGUCAUUGCUUACCAUUGAUAAUGGUGUGUUUGAAGUCGUUGCUACUAACGGAGAUACCCAUUUGGGAGGUGAAGAUUUCGAUCAGCGCGUGAUGGAUCAUUUCAUCAAAUUGUACAAGAAGAAGAAGGGCAAGGAUAUCCGCAAGGACGUUCGUGCUGUCCAGAAAUUGCGUCGCGAAGUGGAGAAGGCUAAGCGGGCUCUGUCUUCCAGCCACCAGGUGCGCAUCGAAAUCGAAUCGUUCUUCGAGGGUGAUGAUUUCAGCGAAACUCUAACCCGUGCCAAGUUCGAGGAAUUGAACAUGGAUCUCUUCCGCUCUACCAUGAAACCGGUGCAGAAAGUCUUGGAGGAUGCCGAUAUGAACAAGAAGGACGUUGAUGAAAUUGUUUUGGUUGGUGGUUCAACACGUAUCCCUAAGGUCCAACAGUUGGUGAAGGAAUUCUUCAACGGAAAGGAACCAUCUCGAGGCAUCAAUCCCGAUGAAGCUGUUGCUUAUGGAGCGGCCGUCCAAGCUGGAGUGUUGUCCGGUGAACAGGAUACUGAAGCGAUCGUUUUGCUCGAUGUCAACCCGUUGACUAUGGGUAUUGAAACCGUUGGAGGAGUCAUGACUAAGCUGAUCCCCCGUAACACUGUCAUUCCAACGAAGAAAUCGCAAAUCUUCUCGACUGCCUCGGACAACCAACAUACCGUCACCAUUCAGGUGUACGAAGGAGAACGUCCAAUGACCAAAGACAACCAUCUGCUCGGCAAGUUCGAUCUGACUGGAAUCCCUCCAGCUCCACGAGGUAUCCCACAGAUUGAGGUCAGCUUUGAAAUCGAUGCCAACGGUAUCCUGCAAGUGUCUGCCGAGGAUAAGGGAACCGGUAACCGCGAAAAGAUUGUUAUCACCAACGAUCAGAAUCGCCUUACUCCGGAAGAUAUCGAUCGUAUGAUCAAGGAUGCUGAACGGUUCGCCGACGAUGAUAAGAAACUGAAGGAGCGUGUCGAAGCACGUAACGAAUUGGAAAGCUAUGCCUACAGUCUAAAGAACCAGCUUGGAGACAAGGAUAAGCUCGGUGCCAAGGUUGCCGAUGAUGAUAAGAGCAAGAUGGAGGAGGCGAUCGACGAAAAGAUUAAGUGGCUCGACGAGAACCAGGAUGCCGAUUCCGAAGAAUACAAGAAGCAAAAGAAGGAACUCGAAGAUGUCGUUCAACCGAUCAUUGCCAAACUGUACGCCAGCAGUGGUGGUGCUCCGCCCCCAGCAGGUGGUGAGGAUGAUGAUCUCAAGGACGAACUGUGAGCUACUGCAAACUAGAGUGUAGAUUCGUUGUCCCUCGUACUAGUGAUUAGCCCUUCCAUCGCUCGGUCAAACCCGACUAGGUAACGGAAAGCUGAGAGAGCCCAUCAUGGGCGCCACGUUCAUUAUUAGCGCAUAGCAAACGGGAUAGAGAAUCCUUUAGUUCAGAAGUUUCAAUUGUGUGAGUAGGUGAAUGAAUGAGUGAUCGAGAAGUAGGGGCGUCUGAUAUCUCAUCUUAUUUUUCAGAUGAGAAGAGAAUAAACUUAAAGUUAUGAUUUAAUGAACAAAACACACAGAGUACUGCAUCUAUCGGGCGAGACGUUCCUUGGUCUAAUUUAUUGUUGUUAGUUUCUCUUUUGUUUCGCGUAAUUAGUCCGAGAAAGACGAUAAGCGCGCCUUUCAUUUGAUUCGAGCAUAAACCGACAAGUAAUUGCGGUUGACAGGUUAGGGAAUUCCGUCUACUUUUCGUUAGGUAUUUUUCUUUCUCAAUAACGACUGAUUGUAUGUAAGAAAGCGUGAUGCGUUUCCAGUAGUAGUUUGAAGAGGAUCUACGCGAGAAGUGUGAGUUUGUUUGUGCAUUUGCAUAAGACUAGACUACAGCUAGCAUUGAAAUCGUAACAAGAAAAAGAUUGAUUAAAAUAAAUUCUGUAUGAAAUGAUAAAAUAAAGUUUUAUAUCUAAAUGAA
This is a messenger RNA of Wyeomyia smithii (pitcher-plant mosquito), 2799 nucleotides long. RefSeq names its product endoplasmic reticulum chaperone BiP (gene Hsc70-3). Gene Ontology annotation, molecular function: ATP binding; misfolded protein binding; heat shock protein binding. NCBI's taxonomy places the organism in Eukaryota, Metazoa, Arthropoda, Insecta, Diptera, Culicidae. Gene Ontology annotation, biological process: endoplasmic reticulum unfolded protein response; cellular response to unfolded protein; protein refolding. The transcript is spliced from 2 exons. Gene Ontology annotation, cellular component: endoplasmic reticulum chaperone complex; endoplasmic reticulum lumen; cytoplasm. The record is from RefSeq and is a predicted model, not a curated record. Bases 147 to 2117 code for a protein of 656 amino acids.